Messenger RNA from Tetrapisispora phaffii CBS 4417, 579 nucleotides. RefSeq names its product Aps3p (gene APS3). The transcript is spliced from 2 exons. The record is from RefSeq and is a predicted model, not a curated record. Bases 1 to 579 code for a protein of 192 amino acids. Gene Ontology annotation, cellular component: membrane coat; intracellular membrane-bounded organelle. Lineage: Eukaryota; Fungi; Ascomycota; Saccharomycetes; Saccharomycetales; Saccharomycetaceae. Gene Ontology annotation, biological process: intracellular protein transport; vesicle-mediated transport.
AUGAUUCAUGGUGUUUUAAUAUUUAAUAAGAAAUGUCAACCAAGACUGAGGAAAUUUUACACUCCUGUUGAGUUACCUAAACAAAAAUUAUUAUUGGAGCAAGUUUAUUCAUAUAUAUCUCAAAGAAAUACAGAACUGCAAUGCUCAUUUAUGGUUGCUCCCUCUUCUGUACUCUCUGAUUCAAGAGGUAGUGUUACUGAUGAUGAUAAUAUUCAAAUAAUCUAUAAAAAUUAUGCUACCUUGUAUUUUGCGUUCAUUGUUGAUGAGCAAGAGUCUGAGUUGGUGAUUUUAGAUCUGAUACAAACGUUUGUGGAAGCUCUAGAUCGUUGCUUCACUGAAGUGAGUGAAUUGGAUUUGAUAUUUAAUUGGCAAACUUUGGAAAGUGUGUUGGAAGAAAUAAUACAAGGUGGAAUGGUCAUUGAAACAAGUGUGGCGAAGAUCGUUAAUUGUGUGGAUGAUCUGAAUAAUGCAUCUGAGGAAUCUGAAUCAGGUGCCGGUAUGUUUGGAGGUACGGCAAUUGGUAAUGCUUUCCAAGCUUUAACUAAUGGAAAAUUCUCUCAAUGGGCCUCUAGUCAAUGA